Capsicum annuum is the source of this 1002-nucleotide messenger RNA. RefSeq names its product bifunctional monodehydroascorbate reductase and carbonic anhydrase nectarin-3. The record is from RefSeq and is a predicted model, not a curated record. Gene Ontology annotation, molecular function: zinc ion binding; carbonate dehydratase activity. Lineage: Eukaryota; Viridiplantae; Streptophyta; Magnoliopsida; Solanales; Solanaceae. Bases 38 to 850 code for a protein of 270 amino acids. The transcript has 7 exons.
UCAUAAAGAGAGUUGAAGAUAUAAUAUAUUAUUGAAUAUGGCAACAAUAACCAAAAUCUUGUAUUUAAUUUGUUUUCUUUUCCUUUCAAUUGCAUUUCUUGCAAGAUCUGCAGAAGUUGAUGAUGAGCGUGAAUUUAGUUACGGUGAAAAAAGUGAAAAUGGACCAGCUAAUUGGGGCAAGAUUCAUCCAGAAUGGAGAACAUGCAACACUGGGAAAUUGCAAUCACCAAUUGAUCUUCUUAACAAAAGGGUUGAAGUUGUAUCUGAUUUAGGAAUACUUAAAAAAUACUAUAAACCAUCCAAUGCCACUCUUUUGAACAGAGGCCAUGAUAUGAUGUUGAGAUGGGAAGGUAGUGCAGGAUACUUGAAGAUAAAUGGGACACAAUAUCAACUCAAACAAGUUCAUUGGCACACACCUUCUGAACAUACAAUUGAUGGAAAAAGGUUUAGUUUGGAGGCACAUUUGGUACAUGAAAGCAAUGAUGGAAAGACUGCUGUUAUUGGAAUCAUUUACAAGAUUGGACGGCCUGAUUCUUUCUUAUCCAUGAUAGAGACGGAUUUGAAAGCUCUUGCUAGUGCGAAAGGUGUAGAGAAAGCCAUUGGAACAAUUAAUCCAAAGCAAAUAAAAUUGGAUGGCAAAAAAUAUUAUAGAUAUAUUGGGUCCCUAACUACUCCACCUUGCACUGAAGAUGUUGUCUGGACUAUUGAUAGAAAGGUGAAAACUGUGACCAAAAGACAAAUGAAACUGAUCCGAGAUGCUGUUCAUGAUGAAUCUGAAACAAAUGCCAGACCAGCACAGCCAUUGAACAAACGUCCUAUUAAAUUUUACAAACCAGAAGAAAAAAUGUGAAAGCACACCUGAGGGGCUCUUAAUGUAGCUAUUAAUGUCAUCGUUAUUUUCUACUAUAUAUCAGAACUAGGAAUAGAAAUGGCUUUAUAUUCCAUAUGAUAGAUUGUAUUAAUGUUUAAUUCUUUAUUGUGUUUAUUCACCAUCACCAUCAU